UUCAAUCUCAUAUAUACCUAGGAGUAUUUUAUAGUAAAGUUAAAUAUUUUAUAUUUUUCUUUGAAUAAAAAUGGAAUCAUCUAUCUCGGCAAGAGUUAAAGUAAAAUCCCUGAAAGAUCCUAGCAUUCCAUAUAUCUUAAAUGGGGAACUUUAUGAAAUUUUAACCCAACAUGGAGAUAAUGUUACGGUGAGAUGUUCCAGUUGCCCGGCAGAUCGGGUCUAUCGGGGUAGUGUUCGUUCUACAGGAAAUUUUCACAUGCAUAUUAAAAGAAGACAUCCAGAAUUAUUGGGUAAAUUACAUGAAAUGAAAGUUGGAUCGUUGUUGGAACGACGUGAACGCUUGUUGAAUGCAAAAAAGCUUGUCAUUAGAGGACGAAUUAAGAAGGAAAGUUCUGGAUCUGGAGAAACUCUUGAGAUGAUACCAACUCAGUGCCAAAACAUAGCUCAUCCAAUUGACUAUAGCUGCAGAAAUAGUUCUCAUUCUGCUCCAUCUGAAGAAGUGUUCACAAAUAACACACAAUCACCCAUACCAAGUGAAAAUGAGCCACAAAUUUUGAUUGCAACCGAAAUUCAUUGUGAUAGUGAAGCCAAUAUGGGCAUCCAAAGAACUCCGAUAUAUUUUACAACUAUCAAAGAGGAAACAUCUUCAUCAUUGGACAAUGAACAAGCAAUGGAUCUUACUACUCCCAAUUCUAGGCGUUGUGAAAGUCCAUUAACACACCAAAUGUCAAAUCUCAAAUGGGAACAUGUUCUCCAAAGAGUGGAGGGUUCUUUGAAAAAUAUACAACACGAGAUGAGGACUCGCAAUCAAAUUGAAACAAAUCGUAUAUUUUUGGAUUUGGCUAAAUUCAAAUUUCUUAAUCCAGGAUUUCGUUAUCAAUCCUAAUUAUUAACAUUUUUUUUUUUAAAUCGCUGGUCGAGAUUUAUUUCCAUGAAAUAAUAAUUUAUUUUUAAGUUUUCUUUUUUUCGUUACUUUUUAUUAUUUUCAAUAAUUGAAUUAAAACAUUUUUAAGUUUUUAUUAUUAUUAUGUAAAUGCAGUUUCAUGCAUUGGAAGCAAACGUAUUUUUUAUAUAUAAUCUGAUUUGAAUAAAAUAUAUUUUGCUUUUUGAAA
Messenger RNA from Episyrphus balteatus (marmalade hoverfly), 1112 nucleotides. It is a transcript of the gene stil, whose product is annotated as protein stand still. Lineage: Eukaryota; Metazoa; Arthropoda; Insecta; Diptera; Syrphidae. The record is from RefSeq and is a predicted model, not a curated record. The transcript is spliced from 6 exons. Bases 71 to 886 code for a protein of 271 amino acids.